UAAGACCAAAGUCAUAAUGUCAAUGUCAAAUUGACGUCUUUAGUAUUGUCAAAUACCUACCUUCCAAAUUGGUGUUUAGUAGUUGUUUACGUCCGGUGUCGAGGAUAAAAAAAGUUGUCCAUCACAGUUAUUAAAUUACUGAUAAAAGGCAUGUUUUAUCUUUUACAUGUAAUAUUACUUACAUAUCUUUCAAAUAACUUAUAUUCUGCCGCUGAAAGUAGCAAUAGAGGUGAAAAAAAUGGGCAAGAGCUCCUUUUAUGCCGUAAAUGCGGCGCCGAUGUUGCUGACUCCUUUUAUAUAUUUAGUAAACCAAGUCCAGGUGCAAGAAAGACGGAAAAACAGAAUUUAUUUGGUAAACAAAAUGUAACUGUACAAACACUAAUAAAUCCGUUUGGAGUAAAGUUUGAAGUGGUCACUAUGGAGAAGGCUAGGUGUGAUAAUAUCGGGCCACAACAGGGUGCAGACUCAUGGUUUCCAGGGUUCACCUGGCGCAUCUGUGCAUGUCCACAUUGCGGACAACACCUAGGCUGGACCUUUGAAUCUUCUGAUAAAAGGGAGAAGGAUCAUAUAAAUUCAUUUCACGGACUGAUAUUGGCCAAUGUUUUAGGAGAAAACUUUACAGAUUCUCUUAUAAUGAUGCCGAAAAUGUAUAAAAUGUAAAUUAAUAUUGUUAAUUUAUUUCAAUUUGUUAUGAAUAAAUGUUUUGUAAUCUUUAUAUACCAAUAUAAUAAAAACAUUGAAAAGUAAUAA
Molecule: messenger RNA, 750 nt
Organism: Manduca sexta (tobacco hornworm)
Lineage: Eukaryota; Metazoa; Arthropoda; Insecta; Lepidoptera; Sphingidae
Product: protein cereblon homolog
Exons: 5
Coding region: 151-660 (169 amino acids)
Source: RefSeq, a predicted model, not a curated record